AAUUCUGCAAGUGGUUCUGAUUUACUAUCGCUGUUCUCUAGCUGGUCUAAAACCGCAUUUGACCUAAAGGGACGCUUUUUGGACGCCAUGGACAUUUCUCAGUUUCCAGGCAGAAAGAGCAGUAAAAAUGCAGGCAGGGCACAGGACAAAGCAGUAGGGACAAAAUGUAUGUGAAAUGGUUUGAUACAGUAAUGUUUUACUAUGUGAUUUUAUUCUACAAUUUUCAAAUUUCUUGCCAGUUCCGUCCCCGUACGUCCUAACGUCGCAGGGAACGGAACCCGGAAGACAGAUGCUGGCAUCGGCCGGAGGACAUUGCAGGGGACACUGCAGGAAGGACAUCAU
Staurois parvus is the source of this 342-nucleotide messenger RNA. NCBI's taxonomy places the organism in Eukaryota, Metazoa, Chordata, Amphibia, Anura, Ranidae. The record is from the annotation of a GenBank genome assembly.